Messenger RNA from Desarmillaria tabescens, 1086 nucleotides. RefSeq lists its product as uncharacterized. The transcript has a single exon. NCBI's taxonomy places the organism in Eukaryota, Fungi, Basidiomycota, Agaricomycetes, Agaricales, Physalacriaceae. Bases 1 to 1086 code for a protein of 361 amino acids. The record is from RefSeq and is a predicted model, not a curated record.
AUGGCUUCAGCCCUUAACAACUUGGUUAAAUCUAAUAAGAAGCCUGAUAUGAUAAUAUUUCGUGGUGACGAACCUAUCAAUGAGUAUAAUAACCCUGAUCUAAUGAUGGGUAUGUUCCCUACUCUUUUUCCGCUUGGGAUCGGCGGGUUUGAAGACCCUGAACGGCCAACAUAUUUGUCUUUUCACUCUCAGUGUAAUUAUUACUUGGAUACUGUAUGUAGAGAUUUUAGACAUCACAACGCAUUCAUCUUCGUGGCCAUGAAUAUGAUUCAGCAUAGACAGGCUCAUCUUUUCACUCAUUUCGCUGUGAAAUCAGAUAGAUUCGAUCAUGUAGCGGAUGAUAUCACAUCGAUUAAACCUGAUACGAUAAGAGCGGUUGCUAAUCAUUUGGAGCACGAGGGCCAUAUGCAAGAUCUUUCGUCAGAGCACCAGAAGGUGUUUACACUCCUUGAUCAGGUAAAAGCCAUAGCUGGUAAGAUCACAGGUUCUGAGGCGUCUAAGGUACUUUAUCGAAAUGAGAUGAGGGCGUACACAGGCCAUUUUGGACUGUUUCACCUUUUUUUCACUGCAAACCCUGCUCCUGCGCAUAGUCCCAUAUUUCAGUUUAUGUGGGGUGACAAGACUGUUAAUUUGGAUGAACGAUAUCCUCAGAUUGCAGAAUAUGCUCAGCGAGGAUUGCGUCUUGCCCAAGAUCUGGUGGCUGGAAUGGACUUCUUUGAUUUCGUGGUGCGAUGUCUAUUCCAAUAUAUGUUUGGGUGGGAUUUUGACAUGCGCAUGUCCACAGAAGCAGGAGGCAUCCUGGGUCACCUGGAAGUGUUUUACGGUACGGACGAGCUGACCGGUCGUGGAGCAUAUCAUGGACAUUUCUUGCUGAUAUUAAAAGGAUGUAUGAAUCCUACUGAACUGCAUAGAAAGUUGGAGGAGUCUAGGGAUUUCCAGGACCGGUUUUUUGCUUUUCUCGACGAUAUCAUUGUACACGAUCUACCGGAUGGAAUUCCCUUCGAUCACGAUGGUAAUCCUAGAACUGAAAGGCCUCCUGUUGUACCUAGUGAGGAUGCGACUGCCGAAGAAUGGGACAUUUUUUGA